CCUUACGAUCACGUGAAAGUAUUACGACUGGACUGACAGACUAUACAGGGAGGCGGACCAAGACCGAGACGACUUGCUUCUCUUGAUAAAUUUACCGAAGAUUGUACCAAAAUGUUGCUGGUUCUUGAUGACGAACACAAGGAGCAUCUAAACUUUCUCGCUAACGUAGACAGUAGUGUUCUUCAGGAAUUUUGCAAAAUUGCUCUUGAGUUUAUGAGGAAAGGUAUCGCACAGAAAGUUUACCAGGGUGCAGCACAGAAGCUGAACGUCGAUGCAGAGACGGUCAAACAUGGGGUGGAAGGCCUCAUGUACCUCCUGACAGAGAGCGCUAGACUCAUGGUCUCAGAGCUGGAUUUCCAGGACUCCAUUGCAAUACUAGGCUUCUCCCAAGGCUUAUGCAAAGACCUGCUGGGUCUGUACACGGAGAACCGAGCUGAGAUUCGUAGUAUACUGGGCGAGAUGGCCAUGGACUUGCCGCACUAUCGCAACCUGGAAUGGAGACUAGAUGUCGAGCUUGCCAGUCGAUCCCUGCGACACCAGACCAUUCCCACCGUCGUCAUGAAGCUGCACACGGAAGACUGCGGCAAGAAGGAUGUCCAUGUAUUACAGACAGACCCGGUCAACCUGGUCCACUUGACCCAAACACUAGAGGGCGCCCUAGCAGAGGUCAAGACGCAGCAUUGUAGAAGAAUAAUCAGAAAUAUCAAUAAAUAGAUUUAUUAGUAUAGCUAAAGAUUUGUAUUACAAUGUGUAUAGAUACUAUAAUAAAAUGUUAACAUAUUUCUUUUUGAGUACUUAUAAGUAAAGAAUUGGAUCCAAUUUUUAAUAUCAGAUGUACCGGUAUGCAUAUACCAUAAAUCUAGAUGAAUGGAGAUACGAAAUUGGAAAAUCAUAUUUGAAACUUCAUUCUUAGGCAUGAUAAGGAUGAUAAGGUAUGUGUAAAAGUAAUUGUAUUGUUAUCUUCCUGGGCCCCGUUACACAAAACUUACCAUUGAUGGUAACUUUGCUAUCAAUGUUAACUAUAUGUACCGUAGAAACCUUGAUUUUGACUGGCUGUUGAGCCCUGGCAAAUUUACCAUCAAUGGUAAAUUUUAUGCAACGGGCCCAGUUGGAUAAAGGGUACGAGUGGCUGCAAAGCUAGGACAGUCAUUAAAAACCUAUCUCACAUCUGUACAGCA
Messenger RNA from Strongylocentrotus purpuratus (purple sea urchin), 1178 nucleotides. RefSeq names its product COMM domain-containing protein 2 (gene commd2). NCBI's taxonomy places the organism in Eukaryota, Metazoa, Echinodermata, Echinoidea, Camarodonta, Strongylocentrotidae. The transcript is spliced from 5 exons. Bases 112 to 714 code for a protein of 200 amino acids. The record is from RefSeq and is a predicted model, not a curated record.